AUGCGGAGAGCUUUUGGAGAUGCAACUUUGCCCAGCGUAUGCACGCAGGGAGAAGCGAAGGGAGACCUGGAGAAGCACCUGCCCAAAAACCCCAAGCCCCUGGCCAUCGCUGCACAGGGCAGCCCUGUGCCGGUACCAGUACCAGCGUGCAUCCCGAAUGCCUUGGGCAGGCUCCUCGCCUUCUACAAGCCCUUUCCACUCCCCAGACCGCCGCGUCCCAGCGCGUCCCUGCGCGUCCCAGCACAGGGCAAGGGCGCCGGGAAAGGCAGCGAGUUAUUAGAAAGUGCAAGAAGGGAGGAGAGCGGGAAGGUCCCAGCCGCAGCAGGGCUGUCCUCGCAGCCUGGUCCCAGCAGCGGGUCCCGGUGCCGAGGGUGGCUGCGGGGGGGUUCGGGGCGAGUGUCGGCAGCCCCCCGCCAGAGGAGCAGCCCCGCUCUCACGACAGCAGCAGCAGAAACUUUUCAGCCGAAGGAUGCUCACCGGCUGUGCCAGCAGCCGGCCAGCACGUUUUGGCGCAUAGCCCCCGAGUCUCGGGGGAAAGCGGCGCUUGCUCUGUUCUUAACCUCCCUGGGUAACCCCAGGGAGCGCAGAUGUGGAAAGCCACGACCCCGGCGGGCAGAAGACGCGCGCUCACGGCAACGUUCGGCAAGCCCGGACGUAUCGCAGCCUCACAGGAGGCAGCCGGAGGAAGCCGAAGACCUGUCCUUAGUAAACGCCUCAGUUCGAGGAUCACCUGUCCACCGACUUUCGGAACUUGGUGUCAACCACUACCAGCAGCCACCGAUACUCCAACUGAAUUUCAUCUCCCUGCCUAGAAAUCUAGCACAUCCCCUUCCAAUUCUUUGCUACAAGCCUUCAUUUUUAGCGAUCAGCCUCAAUUUUCCUAGGAAAAACAAAUUUAACCUUUGAUUUAACCUUUCGGCGAGCUAUUUUUACUCCCAUCUCAAGCUUAUUUUAACCUCGGUAGCCAAUAAACGCUUAAAGGUCAAACCCCAUUCCU
Messenger RNA from Oxyura jamaicensis (ruddy duck), 997 nucleotides. RefSeq lists its product as uncharacterized. The record is from RefSeq and is a predicted model, not a curated record. The coding region runs from base 1 to 906 and encodes 301 amino acids. The transcript has 5 exons. NCBI's taxonomy places the organism in Eukaryota, Metazoa, Chordata, Aves, Anseriformes, Anatidae.